This is a messenger RNA of Babesia sp. Xinjiang, 1176 nucleotides long. RefSeq lists its product as uncharacterized. The transcript has a single exon. NCBI's taxonomy places the organism in Eukaryota, Apicomplexa, Aconoidasida, Piroplasmida, Babesiidae. Bases 1 to 1176 code for a protein of 391 amino acids. The record is from RefSeq and is a predicted model, not a curated record.
AUGGUUUGUUCCAUUCUGUUCCGUUCUACGUAUACUAGAAGAUUGGUAUUCGCAGCGCUUGCGUAUUGCGGCUUCUGUGGAUUCGAAAACGUAGAAUGUGUUGGGAUGCCUGACGCCACCGCCUCGGAGGUCGGCAAACCGCAACAGCCGCUGUCUUCAAUACAUCCAAUUAUGGCAGAAAAUGAGCUUGAUUCUGGAUGUACGGUUUUAAACCAAGAUACUGAAGUGGAUCUUCAUCGAGAAAAUGGGCCCCUGGAACUGAAUAGCAGCGACACCGCCGAUAGUAUCACAGUUGCUGAGGACACGCAUUCGCCGGUGUCGCAGCAAGAUGGCGUGGUAGGAACCCUGAACGAUCAAACCGCUUUGGAAUUUGUCAUGAAAAUGAUCAAUACCCAUCUAUCGUUUGGGGAUCGUACAAUUUGUUGCAUGAAAAAAUGGUUCAGCAUUAGGGAUGAAAUGAAGACCGAGCAACAGCGGAAUUCAAUGCGGUAUAAGGAAAUAUUAUCUCAUGAUAAGCAAGAAGACGAGAAAGGGGAGCUAUCUCAAAGACACACUGAUAAAACUGUGAUCGUGGAUGAGAAAACUGGUAGCGGGGGCAAUGCAGAACCAGACAACGGCCUGAACACAGGGGUCACUAUAUUGUUAUGGAUAAAUGAGGCAUUCCGCUCGGUUAAAUAUUAUAUAUUUGGUGAUUAUAAAGAUUUAGAUACCGCCGAAUCAUCUGUUAAAAAACGCCUCGGAGAUGUCGGUGGAACCGUAGUCAAAAAGGUAGUCCGAAAAAUAGUGGCUGUCGUUUCCACGGCAGGGAACAUACUAGGUGUCAACGAUACAUUGUAUCCACGUAUAAGAAAUCUUUUCGUUAGUUUGUUCUAUCCGCCGUCGGAUCAGGGCACGCAUCGCGAAGAGCAGGUAGUCAGUUCCUUGGACGAGGAGUGCUUCCAGGAAAAGGCUAGCCGACUCAACGCAUUCUACAAAUUCGAUGCGGCGAAUAAUCCGUAUUGUGCCAGUAGGGCUGCAUUCUACGGCCCACUAUCACCUACAGUAGACAUUGCCGACGUGGGCUCGCCCUUCGAAGUAGCGCGAUGUUCAAACGCCGCACAAUAUCUAGUUGCACAAAGCAACUACCAAACAAUAUUGUGCUCGUAUAGCGUAUUUUUGGCGUUCCUGUUCAUAUAG